ACAGGUUCUGGCGCGUCCUGAUGACGUUUCUUUCGCUGUGUUGUUGCAGACCGCGAGAGACCGAGGCCUCGGUUCUGGAAUAUCAGGAUAGACUGGCAAUACUGACACGCAGGUGACCACGAGUUAGAGGAACAGAUGGAGGUGUUUUCUUGGUGAAAUGGCGGAGCAGGGUAACCAAAGCUUCUCCCAGAAUCCAUUCACCGCCCUCUUUGGCUCAUUAGCUGAUGCUAAGCACUUUGCUUCAAUACGUAAGCAGCAGGAAGACUCAGAUACAUCAGGUGGCAGCCGUGAAGAAUCUGACAAUUCUGAGAGCAUUGAGGAGAAUGACGAUUCCGUUUCCGAGGUCAGCUGUUCCUUUCGUUCCCAACAGGAGCUGUGCGAACAACUCAACAUCAAUCACAUGCUGCAGCGGGUCUUCCUCAUUACACUGGAUAACAGUGAUCCCAGUCUGAAGGGAGGCAAUGGAAUCCCCCCACGUUGUGUCUAUUUGGAGGAGAUGGCAGCAGACUUGGAUGGACAGGACUGGCUGGAUAUGGACAACAUACAACAGGCUCUCUUCACCCGGCUGCUGUUACUGGAGCCUGGGAAUCAUCUGAUCUACAUGACUUCCCCAGGCACCCUGAACCUGUCUGCUGAUCGAGAUGCAGGAGAGAAAUGCAUUGUCCACUACCUAUAUGCUUGCUUCCAGAGAGCCAAAGAAGAGAUUACCAAAGUCCCAGAAAAGCUGCUACCUUACGCCGUCCGCUGUAAGAACCUGACUGUGUCCAACGUCUGCACUGUCCUUCUCACGCCAGAGAUAUACAUCAACCAGAAUGUCUAUGAACAGAUGGUAGACCUACUUUUGGAAGCAGUCAAAGGGGCCAGCCUAGAGGAAGUCUCUCAAUUCUUAGAUGAGGUAGUGGUAACAUUGCUGGCUGACCAGGAGGUACGGACUUUCAAGGAGGUGAUGGUGCCAAUCUUCGAGAUACUGCAUAACCGAGUACGGGAUCUAGAGUUGUGCCAACUACUUCUGUACUCCUAUCUUGACAUUCUUGUGUUCUUUAGCCAGAAAGAAUGCAUUGCCAAGGUCCUUGUCGAGUACAUCCAGCCUAGAGAUCCUGGCAAUGCCAUUCAAUACCAAAAGACCUUGCUGGGCACAGUCCUCAAUAUCUCCUGUCUUCUGAAGACUCCUGGCGUAGUAGAGAACCAUGGUUACUUCCUGAACCCAUCACGCUGCAGCCCACAAGAGAUGAAGGUUCAAGAAGCCAACAUUCACCAGUUUAUGACUAAGUUUCAUGAGAAGCUGUUCCAGAUAAUGAAGAACUUAUUCCAGCUGUCUCCAGACACACGGCACCUGCUUCUCACUUGGCUGGGAGGCUGUCUACAUGCCAAUGCAGGUCGAGCCAAAAUCUGGGCCAAUCAGAUAUACGCUUCUGAUGCCCUCUUUCUUAACCUGGGUGCAGUACUGCUGAGGCUUUGCCAGCCUUUCUGCCGCCUGAAUUCCCACAAGCUGCUAACCUUUGACCCCACCUACUGUGCCGUUAAAGAGCUGAGCGAGGAGGAUCGGAGGAGUAGAAAUGUGCAUAUGAAAGGACUGGACAAGGAGACCACAUUGAUUCCGCCAGCCUCACACCAGAAACCAGCUUUUACGGAGUCAUACAAUUUGCUGACGGAAAACCUCAUCCUCACACAGUAUGCCCUUCACCUGGGGUUCCACAGGCUCCAUGACCAGAUACUCAAGAUGAACCAGUCUCUCCAUCGCCUGCAAGGUGUAUGGCGUGAGGCCCAGCAGAGCUCCAGCCCUGCAUCUGAGCAGCUUCGAGAGCAGUUUGAGCGCCUCAUGACCAUUUACCUGUCUACCAAGGCAGCGGCCACGGAACCCCACAUGCUGCAAAACUGCCUUAAUCUCCAAGUGUCCACUGCCAUGGUGCUGGUGCAGUUUAGUCUGGGAAACCAUGGGCCCGAGUUUGUACCCCUCACCUUCCCACUGCAGCCCAUUGACAACAGCCUGCUGUGCUUUGUGCCAGAGUUCUUUGCUGACAAUAUUGGUGACCUCUUCAUCUUCCUGCGGCGCUUUGCAGAUGAAGUCCUGGAAUCAUCGGCUGAGUCGCUGGAGCAGGCGCUCCACUUCAUCUCUGUGUUCAUGGGCAGUGUGGAGAGGAUGAAGAACCCACACCUUCGAGCCAAACUUGCUGAAGUACUGGAGGCUGUGAUGCCCCACCUGGAGCAGGUGACCGGACCCACCCUGACCAGCAUGUACCAACGGGAGCGAGCCUUCUGCUCUUACCAGUAUGCAGCCCAGCUGGCCGAGGCACUGAUUGUCGUUUUUGUCGACAUUGAGUUCACAGGGGAUCCUCACCAGUUUGAGCAGAAGUUCAACUACCGCAGGCCAAUGUACCCCAUCUUGAAGUACAUGUGGGGAAAAGAGAACUAUCGUGACAGCAUAAAGAGCCUGGCAGAUUAUGCAUCCGAGAACCUGGAAGCCAUGAAUCCUCCACUGUUCCUGCGCUUUCUCAACUUGUUGAUGAAUGAUGCCAUCUUCUUGCUGGAUGAAGCCAUUCAGUACUUGAGCAAGAUCAAGAUCCUCCAAAUUGAGAGAGACCAGGGCGAGUGGGACCUGCUGGCACCUGACGCUCGCAGGGAGAAGGAAUCCAGCCUUCAGAUGUUUGCUCAGCUCGCUCGCUUUCACAACAUCAUGUCCAAUGAGACCAUUGGGACCUUGGCCUUCUUGACCUCUGAAAUCCGUGGUUUGUUUGUGCAUCCAUUUUUGGCAGAGAGGAUCAUCUCCAUGCUGAACUACUUCCUGCAGCAUCUGGUGGGGCCCAAGAUGGGGGCCCUGAAGGUGAAGGACUUCAGCGAGUUUGACUUCAAGCCUCAGCAGCUCGUGUCGGACAUUUGCACCAUCUACCUGAACCUCGGCAACGAGGAGAACUUUUGUGCCACUGUACCCAAGGAUGGCCGCUCUUAUUCUCCGACUCUUUUCGCUCAGACGCUGAGGGUACUGAAGAAGAUCAACAAGCCGGGUGACAUGAUUGUGUCCUUUGGCCUGCUGGCUGAUAAGAUCAAGUCUCUUGCUGACCGCCAGCUGCAAGAGGAGGAGACCUACGCCGAUGCCCCUGAUGACUUCCUCGACCCCAUCAUGAGUACAGUUAUGCUGGACCCUGUGCUGCUGCCUUCUUCCCGUGUCACUGUUGACCGAUCCACCAUCGCCCGCCAUCUGCUCAGCGAUCAGACGGACCCUUUCAAUCGUAGCCCCCUCACCAUGGACCAGAUUCGGCCCAACAGCGAGCUGAAAGACCGGAUACAGAGGUGGCUGGUGGAGCGCAAAGAACAGCGGCAGCGUAUGGAGCAGAGCUCAUAGAGUUAUGGGUGCGUAGCUGUGCCACCCCGACCGCGCCACCUGCAACGCACUCGUCACGUAAUGUGGUCAUGGGUGGGCGGGCUUUAAGACAAACAAAGAAUCGUGAUUGGCUGGACCAUAUGUUUCAAUGUGUACAAAAUAAAAUUGUAAAGAAGGGUGA
This is a messenger RNA of Polypterus senegalus (gray bichir), 3500 nucleotides long. It is a transcript of the gene ube4a, whose product is annotated as ubiquitination factor E4A (UFD2 homolog, yeast). Gene Ontology annotation, biological process: protein polyubiquitination. Gene Ontology annotation, cellular component: ubiquitin ligase complex; cytoplasm; nucleus. The coding region runs from base 158 to 3340 and encodes 1060 amino acids. The transcript has 20 exons. Lineage: Eukaryota; Metazoa; Chordata; Cladistia; Polypteriformes; Polypteridae. The record is from RefSeq and is a predicted model, not a curated record. Gene Ontology annotation, molecular function: ubiquitin-ubiquitin ligase activity.